AUGGUCUAUCCCACGGGAGUCUUGGAGGACGUGCUGGUUAAGGUUAAGGAUCUUAUCUUCCCAGCUGACUUUUAUGUUUUAAAUAUGGAAGAUGAUAACAAACUUGGACAUGCACCAUUGAUACUAGGCAGACCUUUCUUAAAAACUGCUAGGACAAUAAUUAAAGUGCAUGAGGGUACCUUGUCUAUGGAAUUUGCUGGUAAUACUAUCCAUUUCAACAUUCUCGAUUCCAUGAAGUAUCCUUCAGAAGAUCAUUCCUCCUGGCAUGUUAAUUUUAUUGACUUGAUGGUUGAUGUUGCAUGUGCUGAUAUUCCUGACUUUGUUUCUGAGUUCCCCACCAUCCAUGACUUUCCUGAUAGUGUCCAUUGCCCUGAUUAUCAUGAUGGAUUCAAUAAGUGUGCCGCUUGUUCUGAGAUAGAUGAGUUUUUAAAUCUUUCUGAAUCUGACAUGAGUUUUCAACAUGCCUUACACAACUCUCAUGAGCCUUCCAUGGCGAAUGUUUCCCUUGCUGAGAAUUUCAUGCAGGCAGAUGGUUCUCUUGACUUAGACACAAACAGGUUGCUGCCUUCAAUCCAACAACCACCUGCCUUGGAGUGCAAACCCUUACCUGACAACCUCAAGUAUGCUUACUUGGAGGAGAGAGAGAAGUUGCCAGUGCUCAUAGCCAACAACCUCCACCCUGACCAAGAGAAGAGAUUGUUGGACCUACUCAGGAGGAACAAACGAGCAAUAGGCUGGACCUUAGUGGACAUACCAGGUAUUAGUCCUUCUUUGUGCAUGCACAGGAUUCAUUUAGAGGAAGGAGCCCGACCAGUUGUCCCCAAGAAGACAGGUUUCACAGUGGUGGCUAAUGAAAGAAAUGAGCUAGUGCCCAUGAGAGUGCAGAACAGCUGGAGGAUAUGCAUAGCACCAGAGGAUCAGGAGAAGACCACCUUCACUUGUCCUUUUGGCACUUUUGCCUACCGAAGGAUGCCAUUUGGCCUAUGUAAUGCUCCAGUAUUCAUGGAUGACUUUUCUGUUUAUGGCACCUCAUUUGAUGACUGCUUGGUUAGCUUGGGUAAAGUUUUGGAAAGGUGUGUUGAGAAAAACCUUGUUUUGAAUUAUGAAAAAUGUCACUUCAUGGUUGAGCAGGGCAUAGUCUUAGGUCAUGUGAUCUCCAAACAAGGUAUAACAGUCGAUAGUGCCAAGGUGGAUGUCAUUGCUUCUUUACCUUACCCCGCGUCUGUGCGGGAAGUUCGCUCUUUCCUUGGCCAUGCAGGGUUUUACAGGAGAUUCAUCCAAGACUUCAGUAAGAUUGCAAUUCCAUUAUCCCACCUCCUCCAAAAGGAUGUGGAUUUCAAGUUUGAUGAACAAUGCAAGCAAGCCUUCGAGGAACUUAAGAGGCGAUUGACUUCUCCACCGAUCAUCCAGCCACCCAACUGGGAGUUGCCCUUCGAGCUCAUGUCCUUGAAGUUCCUUCUGAAGAAGCCCGAUGCAAAACCUAGGCUUAUCCGGUGGAUGCUGCUACUCCAGGAAUUUGAUAUUGAGAUCAAAGACAAAAGUGGAGCUGAAAACUUGGUCGCCGACCACCUAAGCCGGAUACCUGCUUCUCCUGACUCGUCUGACAUGGAUCAUCCCCCUAUCAAAGAUAAUUUUCCAGAUGCGUUACUUUAUCACUUACAUGGUACUGAACCUUGGUAUGCUGACAUGACCAAUGGGCAGGCUAAGGUUUCAAAUAGAGAGAUCAAGCAGAUUCUAGAGAAGACAGUCCAGCCCAACAGGAAAGACUAG
Diospyros lotus (date-plum) is the source of this 1770-nucleotide messenger RNA. RefSeq lists its product as uncharacterized. NCBI's taxonomy places the organism in Eukaryota, Viridiplantae, Streptophyta, Magnoliopsida, Ericales, Ebenaceae. The transcript has 6 exons. The record is from RefSeq and is a predicted model, not a curated record. The coding region runs from base 1 to 1770 and encodes 589 amino acids.